UUGCUUCACCUCGUCCACAUGUACGUUUAAUAUCACCAAGCAGAGUCAGCUGACUCCCCCCUAAUAGCCUCCUGCUUAGUACAGGAAAUACCGGUUAAAAUUGUUAAUAACAACAGCUUGCUUAAAGCACUGCUUUUUCCAGCGGAAGAAGGACUUGUAGUCCGAAAUGUAAAUACACCAGAAAAAGACAAAAAAAACUCAUUAGUCAUCUUGUUUUCGUUCGUUGCUAUGGGCAGGGGCGGUAGAAUAUGCCCAUAGAAACGCCCCCCCCUCACAUUGCCGCAGUACUGAAACAGAGAACCAGCGCAAAAGCCGAGGCAGCGUCGGCGCGCAAUGCGUUAUGGGUACACGCAGCAGCAGCAGCAGAGAUAGCGGAGCCCGGUGAUGUCAUUCUAUAUUUUCAGACACUGGGAUCUUAUUGGCUAGAGUGGUGGUGAAAUACUCCCUGCUACUGUUUCAAACAGCAGCAAAUACAAAUACAUGAACGUUUACUUUUAAUAUUAUUACUUUAUUCAUCAGCUACAGAAGCUUUUUUUAAAAUCUAUUUUUUGUUCGAAAGUAAUUUCGUUGAAGAUUUCACUGCAACUCUUAACAUGAUGAGCAGAUUGGAUACGGUUUUUUUAAAUGUUAUCUUUGUAUUAUAUAGUGUUAUUUGUAUGGAGGAACUCUCCCGCCCUGAGCUGAGACCCAACGAUGCUCAAUCUGGUGCUGAGGAAAGGCGUGCAGUGAUUGGAGACGAUUUCACGUUUUCUCUACGUUCAAAUAAAUCAAACCUGCAGGUUGAGUUCAGGCCUAAAUCUGAAGAAAGUGUGCACGUGUGGUUUGUCAUCAACACCACCGUGAGAUGUGACGUUAAAGAGUAUGAGCGGAGAGUGUCAGUGCGAGACAAGGUGUUACACCUGAGCAGCGUGACCAAACGAGACGAGGGGUCUUACACUGUCUGGGAGAAACGAUCGAGCAAGGCUGUCCAAAACGUCCGUCUCUCCGUGCAAGGCCGCAAGGAAAACGUCACACUGUCAAACGGAGGAACCAAGGAGAUUCGACUCGACCGAAAAAAUGUAACCGUGUGGUUUAAACCUAAGGGCGCUGUCAACUCCUCCAUUGUCGAUAGCGCAGCAGGGUUUGAACAGCGCGUGUCUGUCCAGGAUGGAGUGCUGACGCUGAGGAGCGUGACCAAAGAAGAGGAGGGGACCUACACCGUGCUGGAUCCCGAGCAGCACGAGGUCAGCACCAUCACUGUAACUGUGGAAGACUCAACUGGAACUGAAAGGAGAAGUCCCUUUGGCCUGAUAGCAUUUGCUGCCCUGGUCUUUAUUCUUGUUGCUUUGUUAAUGUGGAAGGGAUUAAAACUCAGAACGAGCAACAUGUAGAAAUGCUAUAGGCUUUAGCAAAUUAUUGUUGGGAGUAGAUGGUGAGUGUAUGGAUGCUUUGGAUGAUAAUGACAUUUUCAAUGAUCAGUUAUUGGCUGUAAAUUAUCAUGUUAAUUUAGGCUGAAUAUUAUGUACAUUUUUUUGUAACAUGUCUUGUUAUUGAAAAAUUGUGCACAAAGCAAAUGACACUCAACCCUAUUUUCACUGUUUUCAUUUAUGUAUGUUUAACUACAGGAUAGUUUGUGCUGCAUGUAUUUAUUAUUUCAAAUGAAAGGCCACGUGUCCUUUCACAUUAUAUAAGCUAUAUUAUAUAAGCUAUAUUAUAUUAUUAAUAUGUGUUGGAGAUGAGAAUAUAUGCAAAA
This is a messenger RNA of Acipenser ruthenus (sterlet), 1732 nucleotides long. RefSeq lists its product as uncharacterized. The coding region runs from base 594 to 1370 and encodes 258 amino acids. The transcript is spliced from 4 exons. NCBI's taxonomy places the organism in Eukaryota, Metazoa, Chordata, Actinopteri, Acipenseriformes, Acipenseridae. The record is from RefSeq and is a predicted model, not a curated record.